GUUGAUUAGAACAAAAACAAAAACGGUGGCAGAGAGUGAAAGAGAGUUACAGAGGAUAUAAAAGUAGUAGAAAGAAGGAUCUGAGGUGAGGCCACGUGACAAGAUGGAAAUGGAACCGAACCUUAGUUACCUCACCUCAGCACCUCACACAUUCUUCGCCGACUCUCUCAAAAGCUCUACCACCACGCCACAACCUGCGCCAGCUUGCGUGCCACACGCAACCAAGCAAAGCACAACCACACUUGAACCUCAUAAGCGGAGCCACCCCUCCCUGCCCCCAAGGAAUAACUCUUCCGACAGCAACCCUGUUCGUUUAUAACCAUCAACCACUUUAAACCCUGGGUAGCUAGCUUUUUUUUUUCAUUAUUGUGUCGGCAAUCGGUUGAGGAAAAAAAAAAACACAGAGGAGGGUGCAAAAAGCAGGGUGGUGGAUGAUGGAAGGGGUUUCGAGGGAGGCUCAGAUGUCGAUUGCUGCUUCGUCCAUGUUUCCUGGAUUCAGAUUCUGCCCUACCGAUGAGGAGUUGAUUUCUUAUUACCUGAGGAAGAAGUUGGAGGGUCAUGAGGAGAGUGUUCAAGUCAUUUCUGAGGUUGAGCUUUGUAAAUACGAGCCUUGGGAUUUACCAGCCAAAUCAUUCAUUCAGUCAGACAACGAAUGGUUCUUCUUCUCUCCCCGCGGAAGAAAGUACCCAAAUGGUUCACAAAGUAAAAGAGCAACUGAAUGUGGAUACUGGAAGGCAACUGGCAAAGAGCGAAAUGUAAAGUCAGGUUCCAACAUUAUAGGAACGAAGCGGACUUUGGUGUUCCACUUAGGGCGUGCACCUAAAGGGGAAAGGACUGAAUGGAUUAUGCACGAGUACUGCAUUAAUGACAAAUCUCAGGAAUCUUUGGUCAUUUGUCGCCUCAAGAGGAACACAGAGUUCCGUUUGAGCGAUGCUUCGAAUAGAGCUUCAUCAAGUCAAAGGCAUCCGGUGAAUUCACAUGAAAGUGGUUGUGCUAUCUCAGGAGGUGGUAUUGAUCAAAGGGAUGCUUGUGAGCAAGACAAAGAGGUUGGAUGUAGCUCCAAGAGGGACAGUAGCAGUUAUGGUUCUCCUUCAAUGGAGCAAAUUGAUUCUGUGUCCGAAUCGAAUCAGCGACCAGUUAACGAAGCUACUUUCACUGAAUCUUCAGGUCAACCAAAGGAGGGGUAUGAAGAGGAUUGUUAUGCAGAGAUACUAAAGGAUGAUAUCAUCAAAUUAGAUGAAUCAUCAAUCUUGGUAGAGAGUCACACAAGACCACAGGAUCCUACACAGAUGCAACCUGCACCACAAGGCACAGCACAACGGAGAAUAAGAUUAAGGGUUGGGAAUUCAAAGCAUUCUCGUGCAGUAGUUCGUUUCCCAAGCACAAUGCACUCAUCAAAGAAUACCUUCUUCGCCAGAACAACCAACAGUUUGGUGGUAUUAGCUUUCUUCGUUUUCACUUUGAUGGUUCUAUAUUUUUUGUCCUUAGUGAGAGGACAAAAACAAGACAAGUAUUGUGGGGAAUUUUCGGGUGUAAAUCAUGAUUACCAGAAGUUUCUUAAACUUGAUGAUGACGGAAUGCUGGGUCUUCAACUCUUGAUUGAUUCCAAUCUUACAUUACCUGGUGGUGGUGGGGGCUCAAUCUUAUUAGGAAUCAUGUCGAGGCCCAUGUUGCUUGUUUUUUUGCUGAUUAUACUUAUAAUCACCUCACAGUUCGAGUGGAAGCAGCAGCUUGUGGCCGAUGUUGACUCUAACCCCAACUUGCCUCAGAAGCAGCAUCAGAUUUCUAAGGCUGAAGAAACCGUUAAGGAGAAGAUUAUUUUAGUGCAAGAGAAGAAUAUUCGAAGGCUGAAUGAGCUAGUGCGGCAUCUCCAGGAACAACUGCAGCAGUGUAGAGGACGCAAUGGAACAAUAAAUGGAACUGUAAGCCCUCUAGCUGAGCGGAUUCUUGAGCUUGAGCGACAGCAAAUUUUAGAGGAUUAAGCAAAUGCGGCAAGUACGGUAAUGAAGUUCAUUGUUAUGCUCAAGCUGUGAAGUUGUUCCUUAAUUCGGUUGGAGGGAAUGUUGUAGAAGAUUUGCUCCCUGUCUGAUCAAUUACGAUUUUUAACUCUAUCUCAUUGAAAAGUGCAGUGUUCUAUUGUUAAAAAAGUUGUUGAAUGGUAUAGAAGCAUUAUAUCUUAUACCGGUUAGAUCGUUUCUGUAGUUUAACGUUUUCAUAUUUCUCUCUUGAUUUCUAAUGCUACCGUCCUUUUGGCACAUAUAAAUAAGGAGAUCUUUUGAGUAAA
Glycine soja is the source of this 2284-nucleotide messenger RNA. Its product is annotated as NAC domain-containing protein 40-like. Gene Ontology annotation, biological process: regulation of DNA-templated transcription. The transcript is spliced from 7 exons. Lineage: Eukaryota; Viridiplantae; Streptophyta; Magnoliopsida; Fabales; Fabaceae. Gene Ontology annotation, molecular function: DNA binding. Bases 432 to 1982 code for a protein of 516 amino acids. The record is from RefSeq and is a predicted model, not a curated record.